This is a messenger RNA of Procambarus clarkii (red swamp crayfish), 1893 nucleotides long. NCBI's taxonomy places the organism in Eukaryota, Metazoa, Arthropoda, Malacostraca, Decapoda, Cambaridae. The record is from RefSeq and is a predicted model, not a curated record.
ACAAAGUUGUGCUCAUGUCCUGAAUUUGAGACUACAGCCACAUGUGGCAGAGUAUGUAGUUGUGUAGAUACAUUUACACUAUUUAUGAGCAUUAUUGUCUAGUAUUGUAUGUCUAACAUUCUCUAAUGUUACAAAUCACAAAAAUACUUGUCUAAUAUUAAUCAGUGACUUAACUGGUUUAUAUAUUUUUAAACGUUUAUAUGCUCUUGUAUGUCUUAACAUAUCUAUCUCUCAAGAUAGUUAACAAGUAAUCCAUUUCCUAUAUAUUGAUGCCAAAGGAAAUGUGAUCUUUUCAAGUAGCUCUUUUGAGCUUCAUUGCCUCAAUUGACAACAGAGGUGUCAUAACUUGCCAUAACUUGCCAUAACUUCAUAACUUGCUGCUCUAUGCUGGUCACCAAGUAAUAUUAGGUAUACAGUAUCACAUUCCAAGUGUUCAGCAGCUUUAACAAAAUUUGCCUUAUUAUUGUACAAAAACUUGUCAAAGUAGUCAGGCAUAACACAAAUAGAGGGUAUUAAGCCUUUGCUCAAAUAUUAAUAAAGCAAAUAAAAACCUAUUUAGGACAGAAAUAAUUAUGACUAAGACUUUACUUAUAAAAUAAAUGUCAUUGAUAACAUGCUAAAAUAACUUUACAUUAAAACAAAUAAGUAAAUUAUGCAGGAAUUUAUUUAAAAAACAUACCACAUCAGUGUUGAAGUUUAAAACCACAAUAUCUGAAAACUCAAGUAGCCUGUGAGAAUUUAUAGCUGAAUUAAUUUUAAUACCCUGGGAAUGUUUUAAUACACUUAAAAAUUCAAAAUGUUAAAAAUGAGCACUCAUUUAGAAAACAAUCCAAAUCAGUGUUCAAUAUGUCUGAAAGUCUUAAGACAAAAAUCACAUCUAAUAAGGCACAUGAAGAUUCAUACAGGAGAGAAACCAUUUCAAUGUUCAGUGUGUUUUAAAGAUUUUAUAUGUAAUUCAGAUUUAACAAAGCACAAGAGAGUUCAUACAGGAGAGAAACCAUAUCAAUGUUCAGAGUGUCAAAAAGAUUUUUCACAAAAGUCACAUCUAAUGGAGCACAUGAGGACUCAUACAGGGGAGAAACCUUAUCAAUGUUCAGAGUGUCAAAAAGAGUUUUCUUGUAAAUCGGUUCUAAACAAGCACUUAAGGCUUCAUACAGGAAUAAGACCUUAUCAGUGUUCGGUGUGUCAAAAAGACUUUGCACAAAAAUCCCAUCUAAUGGAGCACAUGAGGAUUCAUACAGGGGAGAAACCAUAUCAAUGUUCAGAGUGUCAAAAACUUUUUUAUAGUAAAUCAGAUCGAACAAAGCAUAUGAGGAUUCAUACAGGAGAGAAACCAUAUCAGUGUUCUGUAUGUCAAAGAGAUUUUGCACGUAAAGCAUUUCUAACGAGACACAUGAAAGUUCAUACAGGAGAAAAGCCAUUUCACUGUUUAGAGUGUCUAAAAGACUUUGCAGAAAAAUCACAAAUAGUAGAGCACAUGAGGGUUCAUUCAGAAGAUAAACCAUUCGAAUGUUCAGUGUGUCUAAAACGUUUUUCAUAUCGAUCAGCUUUAACAAAGCACACAAGGAUUCACACAGGAGAGAAACCAUAUCACUGUUCAGAGUGUCCAAAAAAAUUUUCCCGUAAAUUGUCUCUAACAAGGCACAUGAGGAUUCAUACAGGAGAAAUUCCAGAUCAGUGUUAAAUGUGUAAAAAAAAAAGACAAAUCAAAUCUAAAACUGUAUCUAAUAAUGCACAUAAGAAAUCAUACAGUACAACCUCCAUUCAAUGUACUAUAUGGGACCAACCCCAAUGCGUUGGAUGUGUUGCAAGAGGUGACCUUCAGGAGGCAUUUGUGUCAGUGUGUUUUUUUUUCUUGAACACAAUAAAAAUGCAUUAUCAUAUUAUAUACCG